Molecule: messenger RNA, 1094 nt
Organism: Gossypium raimondii (Peruvian cotton)
Lineage: Eukaryota; Viridiplantae; Streptophyta; Magnoliopsida; Malvales; Malvaceae
Exons: 4
Coding region: 108-1028 (306 amino acids)
Source: RefSeq, a predicted model, not a curated record
AAGAGUCAAAACCAAACUCACCUUCCUGCCUCCUUUUUCCCUUUCAUGGCAUACCUUGAAAAUUGAAAGCCUAAAGAACCCUUUUUCUUCUCCAACAGUCAACCGCCAUGGCACCCUCCUUUCUCAGCUUUGUCUCCUUAUACGGCAUCUACCUCCGCCGUUGCUUUGCCACCUCCGGCCUCACUUCACAAUUCAUCGACAUCGAUGACCACACCACCAUCCACUUAUGGGCUCCAAAUCCCGACCACCAAACUCCACAGCAACAAAAACCCUCCUUGCUUUUGCUCCAUGGGUUCGGUCCCAGCGCUAUGUGGCAAUGGCGUCGACAGGCCCAAUUCUUCUCCCCUCACUUCCACGUCUACGUUCCCGACCUGGUUUUCUUCGGUGAUUCCACCACAAAGUCCAAGGAAAGGUCGGAGGUAUUCCAAGCAGUUUCGAUGGGGAAGCUGAUGGAGAAGCUUCAAGUGAAGAAGUACCACGUUAUGGGGACCAGCUAUGGAGGGUUUGUGGCGUACCACAUGGCCAAACUGUGGCCGGAGAAGGUGGAGAAAGUGGUGAUUGCGAGCUCUGGAGUAAACAUGCGGAAAGCAGAUAACAUGGAGUUGUUGCAAAGAGCUAAUGUGGAGAACGUUGAAGAGAUUAUGCUUCCCGAGACGGCCACUCAGUUAAGGACAUUGACUCGUUUGGCCAUAUCAAGGCGUUUCACCAUGGUUCCUGAUUUUUUCUGGAAGGACGUGAUUAACCAAUUAUACUCAGAAAACAGAAACGAGAAACUGCAACUUUUAAAGGGAAUUACCCUACUGGCUGGUGAUGAUUCAUGCAAGCUACCUCCACUUCAACAGGAUGUGCUGAUAGUUUGGGGAGAUAAAGACCAGAUAUUCCCUUUGAAAAUGGCUUAUGAACUCAAGGAGCUUACUGGGAAGAAGACAAGGCUGGAAAUAAUACAAAACACAUCUCAUGUGCCCCAGAUUGAGAACUCAACACGGUUCAACAACAUUGUCAAAAACUUCCUAUGUGGGUCCUCAUAAAUUCCCUAUAUAAAUAUGUAAUGUUAUGGGAUUAUAAUUCAAGAAAAGUUUCCAUCCCCAUCAAAA